AUUUUCCAAACUCUGUGCUUUCAUUUUAAUUCCACCACGACCGUAUCGCUUCUUAUCGAUCGUUUUCACUUUCCAAGAGUCCCCUGUUAAUGAAGAUCUUCCCGAUGAGUUCUAAUUGCAUUCCAAAUCGUUUAAUUCUGCUAAUGAUGGACUGGUGCAAAAGAACUGUUAGCGGAGACUUGUUUUAUUAAUGUCUUUUAAUCUGUGCACCUGUAGUAUCUCGGCGGAAUCGUUUAACGGAACGAGAGACAAGCCGUCUGAUUCUGCGGUUGGUUGCUGCAUCUUCUUCUAAUUCUUCCUCUUUUCUCCCGGAACUAAGCCUAUAUCGGCUGCGGAACUUCUUUACAUUUCUUGGAAUCACAAUGGGAUUGACUGAAAUCGAGGCUGCCGGAUGUCGAGAGAUUCUAAAUUAUCUGAACGAACACAAGGUACUAAGAAUAUUCGCCUGGAAGUUUGGCCUUGAAGAUCCAGCUAGCAUUGUUGCUUGCUUGGAAAGGCAACGACUUCUCAAAGGGUAUGGUGACAGCAGUCACAUGACCACAAGACAGAAAGCCAUCGAUUACAUUGUGCGAGAUGCCAGCAAUCCUUUAGAAAUUCUCAGUAGGCAAGAUGUUCGAAAGGAACACAUGAAGAAAUACCUCGAAUCUCGCAUGAUGGGCAAGGAAGCUAAGGGCAACAAAGCGGCGCGUUUGAAAAAUAUCAUCCUCAGCACUUGGCUGUCCUCGUACAGAGUGCCAGACGAAGCCCUAGAUAAUGGGAAAGCAGUUCUUCUUCAUUUCUUGUUGACAUUAAACGGAGAACAAGGCACUGAACCUUUGCCCCUAAGGGAAACCUGCGAAUUCUCUUCCUUGGACUUCAUAUCGAAGAGACAAUCAGGCUACGCUGGAAGAUCAGGUUUUUACCACGGCAUAUCUGAAAUAGCAAAGAAAGGCAAUACCUUCAGGAACGAUAUUCGAUUCUUCCACUUUGACGAUUCCGAUAUGCAUAUCAAAGUGCGAGGUGCAGGCCAAGUGAGGGAGACUGGAUUGUACUUCUAUGUGCUGUUGACGAUCAUUCGAGAUCAGUCAAGAAAUUUCACCCUCGAGAAAGCACAGAUGGUUACAAGUAUUGACAGUGAAAAUUUGCUCAUAAAUCUCUUGCAUAGCCCACAAUUCUAAGAGUCCGGUGAUGGAAGUGGAAAUUAGGGGGCACAACUGCAUCAUGAACAUUGUCAUAUUCGAUGUUGCUUUCGGAAUAGUGAUUUCCAAUUGAAAAGCAGAAUUCCUAUCUAAUUAGAAUAGAAAAGAAAGCGUGUACAUAUUUUAAAACAAUUUUAAUCAUAGAUUUUCGUUUUAAAUGGCUGGAAGAAAGAUCGAAAAAAAAUAUGAAGAGAUUUCAUUAUAAUAUAAUAAAUAAAUCUGAAGGGGGGAAAAUCUAAUACAUGUUCUUAAGAUUUAAAAUACGUAAUAUGUUUCAAAUCUAAGUUUUUCAUUGUAGAAUUGCAGCGAAUAUGUUAGCUGUUCUACAAUUUUUUUACAUAGUCAAAUAUUCCUUCAUCAUUCAUAGAAAAUAACUAAUAAUUUAUAUUUUACUGAUAUUACGAAGCAUAAUGAAAUGAAACCUAUUAAAGAGCAUCGAAAACUUUGGUAUUUGUACACACCACAUAUAAGCAUCUUACACAAUUUAAAAAAUUGGUCACUGAUUCAAUUCAAUACAUUGGGAAUCACACCGUCCAUAUGUCUAUAAUCUUUAAGAAAAAGCAAUAUGUGAAAGACAUGCAUAUCUUUGCCUUAUAUUUAUGAUUUUCGCUAUGAAUAUAUCCGUGAGCCAAAAAAUAUAACGUAUCAAAAAAUGUUUUUCUCAAACAUAAUAACAUUUCCAUCAUUUAAAAGCUCUUUGUUUAAGGAAUUUUUUGUUGCGUUCGAUUUGUAUCGUCCUUUUUCUGAAUGCUAAAAAUGGAAUCCUUAGCAAUCAGAGAUUUAGGUUGCAAGUUGUCUUUUUAAACUGUGUUUAAAAACCUUCUAAGACAUUGCUUAUCUUAUUUUCAUGUCACUGUUUUAGUUUUAAAUAAAGCGAAAGUAUAUUAGCAUUAUAUUUGAUGUUAGGAGAUUUUUCAAAUUUGCUUAAAAAUACACUAGGGAAGUUUUGCAGAUUUAUCUUAAGAUGCAAUUAAUAUUUUAAUGGAUAUCUCUAUUAAAACGGGUAAGAAGAAACUCUCAUGUGUUAUAAUGUACAAUUUUGAAAUUUACUUGAUAGAAAAGUAGAAUUCAAAUACUUAGAUCUUCUAUGGAGAAAUUCUUUUUUCUAGCUUAAAUUUCAUUUUUGAUAUUUUAUAUAAUUUUUUAUUCAGUUCGAAAACAAAUUCAGAAUGCACAAUAAUUCAAGAAUAAGAAUUCCAAACGAACUAUUAAAAGAUGUUCCUUUUUUAAAAAAACGAAAGAUCAAAAAUGCGUUAAUAAAAGCCCGUUUAGUGUCUAAUGAUUAUUACAUGGUUAUUAUUUAUAUUUUCUUGAUAGAUAUUAAUUGGAUAGCUACACGUUCAAUGCGCACAAACUAAAAACGACCGUGUCUCGUAUUCAAAACUAACAUUUAUUCAAGAAUUUGCUUUUUAUUUGGAAACUUUAUUGCAGUAUCUCUUAUAAAUAUUUUAUUAUUUCCUUUCGUAUGAAAUCCCCUAAGAAAAUUUGCAAGCAGCAAAUGCUAAAAAUUUUAUUUAAUAUGUUCUAUUUAGCCGAAUCAACGACAUCGGUUAGCACAAUUAAAAUAAAAACUACAGAAAUCUGAAAUAUUUUCCCUUUCAAAUUUUUCUUUUAAAAUAUUUGCUGCCUUGAAUAUUUAAAACUAAUGACUUAUUAUAUAAAGAAGUAUUUUUGUUCGUAGUAAUAUUAUUCAUAAUGAAAG
This is a messenger RNA of Argiope bruennichi, 2880 nucleotides long. RefSeq lists its product as uncharacterized. The record is from RefSeq and is a predicted model, not a curated record. Bases 363 to 1157 code for a protein of 264 amino acids. The transcript has 2 exons. Lineage: Eukaryota; Metazoa; Arthropoda; Arachnida; Araneae; Araneidae.